Oreochromis niloticus (Nile tilapia) is the source of this 3280-nucleotide messenger RNA. It is a transcript of the gene lrfn4b, whose product is annotated as leucine rich repeat and fibronectin type III domain containing 4b. The record is from RefSeq and is a predicted model, not a curated record. Gene Ontology annotation, molecular function: nucleic acid binding. NCBI's taxonomy places the organism in Eukaryota, Metazoa, Chordata, Actinopteri, Cichliformes, Cichlidae. Gene Ontology annotation, biological process: DNA integration.
CACCUGUUCUCAGUCACCUCCUCGUCUCAUGAUUGCAGCUAAGCUAACGGUUCGUCUCAAGACUCAUUCUCUCGACGCUCUGAUCGAUUCCGGGGCAGAACAGAAUUUUAUUGAUGCCUCGCUGGCGCUCAAAUUAGGUUUUAUCACGGAGCCUCUGUCUCAUUCACUCCAAGUCACAGCCCUUAGUGGCCAGCGUCUUCCAGACAUUACUCAUGUCACAGAACCGGUUUCCCUGACUCUUUCUGGCAAUCAUGUUGAAACCAUACAGUUGUAUGUCUUUAAAGCCCCGCUCACACCACUAGUCUUAGGCUAUCCCUGGCUAUGUCUACAUAACCCUGUGAUUGAUUGGAGGAAGGAAAGUAUUUCGGGGUGGGGGGAGGAGUGUCACAUGUCCUGUUUAAAAGCCGCCACCCCCGCCAUGAACCUAUCACCCAGUAAAACUAUUUCAGAACCGCCUGAUCUGUCCUCCAUACCAUCUGUUUAUCAUGACCUGGCGCAAGUGUUUUGUAAAGAUAAGGCACGCUCCCUCCCUCCUCACCGGCCGUAUGAUUGUGGGAUUGACCUCCUCCCAGGCGCGCCACUCCCGACCAGUAGGUUGUACAGCCUGUCUCGACUGGAGCGGGAAAGCAUGGAGAAAUACAUCAAUGAGUCACUUGCCGCCGGUCUCAUUCGCCCCUCGUCCUCACCUGUUGCCGCUGGUUUCUUUUUUGUCACCAAGAAAGAUAAGAGUCUACGGCCCUGUAUUGACUAUCGCGGUCUCAACUCCAUCACAGUUAAAAACAAGUAUCCCCUCCCUCUGCUGAGUUCCGCGUUCGAGCUUCUCCAGGGUGCCACCAUUUUCACAAAGUUGGACCUGCGCAACGCCUACCAUCUGGUGAGGAUUAGGGAGGGAGACGAGUGGAAGACGGCUUUCAAUACUCACCUGGGCCAUUUUGAAUAUCUUGUAAUGCCUUUCGGUCUCACCAAUGCUCCAGCUGUGUUUCAGGCUCUCGUGAAUGAUGUGCUCCGAGAUUUCAUCGACCAUUUCGUUUUCAUCUACUUGGACGACAUCCUCAUCUUCUCCCGCUCCGUCGCCGACCACCAACGCCAUGUCAGGCAAGUCCUUCAGCGUCUCCUCGAAAACCGUCUCUUUGUUAAAGGGGAGAAGUGUGAGUUUCAUGUCUCAACUGUUGCCUUCCUGGGCCACGUCAUCGAUCAUGGUAACCUCAAAACUGAUCCUGCAAAAGUUCAAGCCGUUGUUGACUGGCCGACCCCUUCCAACCGUAGACAGCUUCAAAGCUUCCUGGGGUUUGCCAACUUUUAUCGUCGCUUUGUUCGCGACUACAGUAAACUUGCCCUGCCUCUGACCCGUCUUACUUCUCCCAAGGUUCCCUUCUGCUGGGAUGAGCUGGCUCAACGAGCAUUCGCCCAUUUGAAGGACCGCUUUGCCUCGGCGCCCAUUCUCGUCCAACCUGAUCUCAACCUGCAGUUCAUUGUGGAGGUGGACGCCUCGGACGCUGGAGUGGGGGCGGUGCUUUCCCAGCGGCAAGGAGGUAAGCUGCACCCCUGUGCCUACUUUUCACGCCGUCUCUCCUCCGCAGAGAGCAACUAUGAUGUGGUAGAUCGAGAACUGCUAGCCAUCAAGCUAGCCCUGGAGGAGUGGCGCCAUUGGCUUGAGGGCGCUGCCCAGCCGUUCGUGGUCUGGACCGAUCACAAGAACCUGGAGUACAUUCGAUCGGCAAAACGCCUCAACGCCAGGCAAGCCAGGUGGGCCCUGUUUUUUACUAGAUUUCAGUUCACGAUCACUUACAGACCCGGUUCCCGUAAUGUCAAGUUAGACGCCCUCUCACGCCAAUUCGCCGCCUCCGAAGAUGCAGCUCGGGACGCUCCCAUUCUACCGCCCACCUGUGUAAUCGGGGCUCUGACCUGGGAGAUCGAGUCAGCCAUUCGAGAGGCUCAAUGGACAGAACCAGACCCCGGAACGGGACCUCCAGGGUUGCUCUUCGUCCCCUCCUCUGUAAGGUCACGAGUGUUACAUUGGGCUCAUACGGCCAGAUUCACCUGGCACCCAGGGGUCCACCGCACUAUUACCUUCCUUCAACGUUUCGCCUGGUGGCCUUCCCUUGCCAAAGACGUCCGCGAGUAUAUUUCCGCAUGCUCGACCUGCGCUCAAAACAAGAGCGUCCAUCAACCACCCUCUGGCCUCCUCCAACCUCUGCCGACUCCGAGUCGUCCCUGGUCGCACAUCGCUGUUGACUUCAUCACUGGUCUGCCCGUCUCGUCAGGUAACACUGUCAUUCUCACCAUUGUGGACCGUUUCUCCAAAGCUGCUCAUUUUGUCGCCCUCCCUAAGCUCCCCACCGCUCUAGAGACCGCACUCACGGACCACGUUUUUCGCCUCCAUGGAAUCCCCAUGGACAUUGUGUCAGACAGAGGACCGCAGUUUACGUCACGUGUCUGGAAGGAGUUCUGCAGUGCCCUCGGAGCUCAGGUCAGUCUCUCCUCUGGCUUCCACCCACAGACCAAUGGCCAAACGGAGCGUGCCAAUCAGGAGCUCGAAGCGGCUCUCCGGUGCCUGGUAUCCACUAACCAGUCAACUUGGAGCGAGCAACUGUCAUGGAUUGAGUAUGCUCAUAACAGCCUUACCUCCUCUGCCACCAGUGUGUCCCCUUUCGAGGCGUCCAUGGGCUACCAACCACCACUCUUCCCAGCCGUCGAAGGUGAGCACUUUGUUCCCUCCGUCCAACAGCAUCUUCGGAGGUGUCGGCGCGCCUGGAGAGCGACUCGGGCCGCCCUUCUCCACACGGUGGAACGCAAUAAGCCCAUGGCGGAUCGCCACCGGACCCCUGCUCCCACCUACGCACCUGGACAAAAGGUUUGGCUGUCCACCAGAUUCGUCCCACUCAGGUCUGAAUCCAAGAAACUGUCUCCCACUUUCAUUGGUCCCUUUGAAAUCGACUCUGUGAUUAACCCUGUCUCUAUCCGUCUUAAACUGCCCCGGAAUAUGAAAAUCCAUAACACCUUUCACGUGUCACAAGUGAAGCCGUGCCUCUCUAGUCCUCUGUGCCCUCCUUCCAGGCCCCCUCCGCCCGCCCGGGUCAUUGAUGGCCACCCGGCUUUCUCCAUUUCGCGGAUCAUGGAUGUCCGGCGCCAGGGGCGCGGUCUGCAGUAUCUCGUGAAUUGGGAGGGCUACGGGAUGGAGGAGCGUUCUUGGAUCCCGUGGGCGGCCCUUCUGGACCAUGGCUCCCGUCGGGGCGGGGGGGGGGUACUGUCACGGCCAGGCGGAUCAGCUGCAUGCUGA